This is a messenger RNA of Fulvia fulva, 1674 nucleotides long. RefSeq names its product ATP-dependent RNA helicase SUB2. The record is from RefSeq and is a predicted model, not a curated record. The transcript is spliced from 5 exons. The coding region runs from base 1 to 1674 and encodes 557 amino acids. Gene Ontology annotation, biological process: mRNA splicing, via spliceosome; mRNA export from nucleus. Gene Ontology annotation, molecular function: RNA binding; ATP binding; RNA helicase activity. NCBI's taxonomy places the organism in Eukaryota, Fungi, Ascomycota, Dothideomycetes, Mycosphaerellales, Mycosphaerellaceae.
AUGUCUGCCGGCGAAGAAGACCUCAUCGACUACUCCGACGAGGAGCUUCAGCCCACCGACGGCGCGACCGCGACUGGCGCACCUGGAGCUGCCGCUAAUGGCGAGGCCAAAAAGGGCGACCUGACCGUGUCUGGAUCUGGCGCCGCGCAGGCCAAGGGCAGCUACGUUGGUAUCAACUCCGCCAGUUUCCGUGACUUCCUCCUGAAGCCGGAACUCCUCAAGGCCAUCACGGACUGUGGUUUCGAGCAUCCAUCAGAGGCUGGCGAGGCACUACCUGGAAGCACCCGUGCUUGUUUGAGCCCUGCUAAGCGGAGGCACGAAGAUAUGUACUACGUCUGUGGUUACAUACUCUGCUGUGCAGUGCUGGCGGGAGCAUAUGACGUAAAGUCUAUGCAGGAAGGCCGCUUUGUGGGAGAAAGGCACGUUAAGGAGAGCCUUGUGCAAAAGAGGCGGAAUGCGCCAUUGCUUCCAAGCACUUUUAAAGCAUUGAAAACGGUGGGCAAGGACGAUGGAUGGACGCUUCGGACACAGCUGUUUUCGCGCAUACACAAUGGACGAACAGAAUCUAACAUCUCCCUCCAGUCCAACAAGUCUGCAUUCCUCAGGCCAUUCUCGGAACCGACGUGCUCUGUCAGGCAAAGUCCGGUCUUGCAGAUCGAGCCGGUCGCCGGUGAGGCCAGCGUGUUGGUCAUGUGCCACACCCGUGAGUUGGCCUUCCAAAUCAAGAAUGAAUACGCACGAUUCAGCAAGUACAUGCCAGAGGUGAAGACCGCUGUCUUCUAUGGAGGCACAGACAUCAACAAGGACAAGGCGAUGCUGAAGGAUAAGGAGACUCACCCGCACAUCAUUGUUGCAACCCCCGGUCGUCUCAAUGGCCUCGUCCGCGAGAAGGCUCUCCGACUCGGCAGCGUGUCCCGCUUCGUCCUCGAUGAGUGUGACAAGAUGCUCGACCAGAUUGACAUGCGCCGCGACGUGCAGGAAAUCUUCCGCGCAACUCCUACUCAGAAACAAGUCAUGAUGUUUUCUGCCACUCUAUCUCAAGCCACACGCCCAAUCUGCAAGAAGUUCAUGCAGAAUCCUCUGGAGAUCUAUGUGGACGACGAAGAGAAGUUGACUCUGCACGGUCUUCAGCAGUACUACAUCAAGUGUGACGAAGGCGAGAAGAACCGAAAGCUCAACGACCUGCUCGACACGCUUCAGUAUAACCAGGUGAUCAUCUUCGUCAAGAACACGCUGCGAUGUGGUGAGCUGGACCGACUUCUGCGAGAAUGCAACUUCCCGUCCAUUGCUGUGCACUCUGGUGUCAGCCAAGAAGAGCGUAUCAAGCGCUAUCAAGCCUUCAAGAACUACGACAAGCGUAUCUGUGUCAGCACGGACGUCUUCGGUCGUGGUAUUGACAUCGAGCGCAUCAACUUGGCCAUCAACUACGACAUGCCCGAGUCUGUCGAAAAGGGCGCCGACCCAGAGGCAAAAGAAGCGUUGGCCUCGUCGGCCGACACAUACCUCCACCGUGUUGGUCGUGCUGGACGUUUCGGUACCAAGGGUGUCGCUAUCAGCUUCGUUACCAAUGACCGCGACAAGAAAGUCAUCGCCGAGAUCGAGAGCAGGUUCGGAAAGGCCAUCGACGAGUACCCAGAGGAUGGCAAGGUCGAUGUCAAGGGAGGCGACCAGUAG